AUGAAGUGCAACAAGCUCACGGAUUCGCAACACCUACGCUGGCGCCGCGGAGCGCGCUCGCUUCACAAGUUCCUCCGAGCGUUCGGGCCUGGUUCAGUCGACCCUGACGUGGCCGCGGUGAAGGAAAGGGGAAGGGCGGGACGUGCGCACUCUCUUUGCGCUCCCGAAAGAGUUUACGCCGCGACGGUGACGUGGGAAUGUCGCCACAAAAAGCUGCAGACCCUAUUGCGUGCCGCCACCAAGAGGGGGUACCCCGCAUCAGGAGACGGCAUGAAGUGGACGAAGAGGGCCGAAAGGUGGGACCUGCGGCCGUCAACGAGCAAAUCGCGCCCAGGGUCCGGCGGGAACAGGCAAGGUGGCGACCUCGCGACAACACCGGGCACGGAAACAGCAGCAGAAGCAGCAACUGCAGGCCCUUGGUCCGCCUAUGAAGACGACGACGGGAACACGUACUACAUCAACGAUUUCACCGGCGAGAGCGUGUGGGAGAUACCGCCAUCCGACGUUGCCACCGCCGACGCCGCUCGAGACGACGAAGACUGGGAUCAGGCGGCGGCCGGCGGAGCGGGGUGGGCGAGCGUCACCACAGCGGCCAGGGAGGGGGGAGCGGCGGCUUGGUGGAGCGGUGGCGGUGAUAACCAAAAUGCGAUGGUUGCCGACUCUAACCCGUUCGACGGGUACGAGUGGCCGGCUUGGGGGCAGCAGGGGGGUGAAGGUGGCGGGGAGACUUGGGGGGGCAACGGUGACAAUGGUGAGGGGGGAAACGCAACGACGGGGUGGGAAUUGGCAGCGCAGGGGGAACAAGGGGGAGGGGCGGAGGGUUGGACCCAGGAGUGGGACGAGGGCAGCCAGAACUACUACUGGUACAACGCCCUGACCGGGGAGAGCCGGUGGUGA
Molecule: messenger RNA, 897 nt
Organism: Ectocarpus siliculosus
Lineage: Eukaryota; Phaeophyceae; Ectocarpales; Ectocarpaceae
Source: the annotation of a GenBank genome assembly